Molecule: messenger RNA, 2816 nt
Organism: Quercus lobata
Lineage: Eukaryota; Viridiplantae; Streptophyta; Magnoliopsida; Fagales; Fagaceae
Product: pentatricopeptide repeat-containing protein At5g04780, mitochondrial-like
Exons: 4
Coding region: 828-2315 (495 amino acids)
Biological process (GO): RNA modification
Molecular function (GO): RNA binding; protein binding
Source: RefSeq, a predicted model, not a curated record
UUUAGGUUGUGGAAAUUUUUGAUUUUGUAAAAUCUUUUGAAUCGUUUUUCAAUUAGAUGUUAAUGUUAUGACCGGUUUUGUGGUAACAUUGCUAGUGGGUAUAUUUGCAUUAAAAAGAUCUUUUUGUACCAUUGAUGCUCUGAAACCCAAGCUGUAUUAUUUUUAGCCUAACACCGUGACAGCCUGAGAAGGUGUCCAACCAUCUCCACUACCCCAUAAAAUGUUCUCACCAUAGGAUCCUUUAGAGUUUAGAGUGCUUCAAAGCACAGUUGGAUCACCUUUGGUUAGUUUACCAUUGUGCAUAGCGUGCAAGUUUUGCAUCCCACACCAAUGGUUAGAGUCCAAGUGCUAAACGAGCUGCACUAUGAGGAUCCAAAAGUAUGGGGCUUGUUUUGCCCUGUUUUCUCCAGCAAGCUUUAAUUUCGGUGCCUUUGAUGCUCUUAUGGCGGUGGUGAUGGAGAAGAAGAAGAGAGGCAGAGAAGAAGAGUGAGGCUUGUUGAGGGAGAGUGAGAGAGAGGGUCAAACUUCCUAGGAAAGACAAAAGUUGUAUUUCACGUGCUCUAUUUGUAAUCCUUGGAUUGUGUCCUUGCCACGUGUUGCUCAUCGGUUUUAAAACGGGAGAAAAUGAGAGAGACUUCCAAACUGGAGGUGAGCCGUUCCCAAAAAAAGAAGAAAAAAAUCAAAACCAUCCCAACAUGGCACGAGUUUAGUACUCCGUGGAAGUCAAAAAGCAGGAAAUUACGGAACAAGAUCCACACCUGAUUAUAACUCAUUCUCUUCCCUCCAAAUCCUCAUAUGACCGUUGGAAAUUUAGAACUUCGAAAAAAAUGUCUUACAAAGCUGCUUUUUACUUGUCUUCCCUACUCAGAAACUGUGUUCCACUCUCUGCAAUUUCCCAAGCUAAGCAAACCCAUGCACAAAUCCUUGUCCUUGGCUUCCUUUCCAACGUGACCCUUCAAACAGAUCUCUUACUGUUCUACUCUAAAUGUGGGGUUCUUCAAGAUGCCCGCCAAGUCUUCGACAAAAUGUCUGAAAGAAAUAUGUACUCAUGGAAUAUCAUGCUCGCUUCUUAUGCUCAGAAUUCUCUUUUUUUGGAUGCUAUGAAUGUUUUUGAUGAUUUUCUGAAAAUGGGUCUUCGGCCUGAUCAUUAUACAAUGCCUCCAGUGUUUAAGUCAUGUGUUGGAAUAGGAGAUACUUUUUUGGGUAAGAUGCUUCAUUGUUGGGUGGUUAGGCUUGGGUUUGAGGAAUAUGUUGUUGUGGGAAGUUCGGUUUUGGAUUUCUAUGUGAAAUUUGGUAAUUUAGUUGAUGCAAAGCGGGUAUUUUCUAAUAUGUUGUCUAGAGAUUCUGCGGUUUGGAAUUCAAUGAUUUCAGGAUUUGGGAGGGCUGGCUUUUAUGUUGAUGCUUUGAAUUGUUUCAGGAGCAUGCUUAGUGAAGGAGUGAAUAUGGAUUCCAUGACGAUUCCUAGUAUAUUGAAUGCUUGUGGACGGGAAGGAGACUUGAUGAAAGGGAAGGAAAUUCAUGGGCAAGUAGUUAAGAGUCUCAUAUUCGAUGGAGAUGUCGCAAUUGGUAAUUCAUUGAUUGAUAUGUACGCAAAGUGUGGAUGCUUGCAUGACUCAGAAAAGGUCUUCAGGAACAUGUGUGAACUGAAUUUGGUAACUUGGACAACAUUGAUAUCUUGUUAUGGUGUUCAUGGGAAAGGGGAGGAUUCUUUGGCUUUGUUUAAGAAAAUGAAAGAUUGCGGGUUUAAACCAAACUGCGUUACGCUAACAGCAGUUUUGGCUAGCUGCAGCCACUCUGGUCUCAUUGAUCAAGGCCGGAAGAUUUUUGAUUCUAUAAGUUUUGAAUAUGGAUUGAAACCCAGUGUAGAGCACUAUGCUUGUAUGGUGGAUCUUUUGGGUCGUUUUGGACAUCUAGAGGAAGCACUUGGAUUGGUGAAAAACAUGAAGUCAGUGGCAACAGCAAGUGUUUGGGGUGCCCUACUUGCUGGUUGUGUGAUGCACAAGAAUGUUGAAAUUGGAGAAGUUGCAGCUCUUCAGCUUUUUGAAUUGGAACCUAGAAACUCUAGUAACUAUAUAGCUUUGUGUGGUAUUUAUGAUUCUCUUAGCAUACGCGAUGGUGUUUCAAUAAUCAGAGCAAAGAUGAGGAAUUUGGGUUUGGUUAAAACUCCUGGUUAUAGCUGGAUGACCAUUGCAGGAAAAAUACAUAAGUUCUAUCAGGGAGACUGCUCUCAUCCUCAAACCAAGAUGAUACAUGAAAUGUUAGAUCAAAUAAUUAAGGCACCUACGUUGCCUGGUGAUUGUGGAAACUACCUUUGAGUAAAACCAUGGGUUGCUAAUUUAAUGUCCUUUGCAACAUGAAUAUGGCCACAUUUUUUAUGGUUCUUCCUUAUGAGGGUUGGUAAUUCAACCAUUUUUCUUUAGCACAUAUAGAAUAGCUGGAGGAUUCAUUUUUCUUCAUGCAAACGCAACUGUAUCGCACAUCAACAUGAUCUGUGAAUAUAUGUACAGAGCUAUGGAACAUAUGCAAAGUGACAGAGUCAGAUGGAUCUUGGAUGCACUCAUUUAAGGGUGAGGUCCAACACGUGAGAUUUUAAAUGAGAAGUAAAGUGGAGGAGACAGAGAUCGAACUCAGAACCUAUUGCAUUGAUUCCAUGUUAAAUUAACAAAUAUGGUCUUCUGCCAAGUGUCAACCUUAUUACAUUCUGGCAAGCAGCUUGUGUUACUUUGUGCUUCUGAAGGCCUUUUGCUCAAGAUGAUUAUGACUGGACACAGAAGAGGAUGCUGCCGCUUGACUAGCUUGAGGAUGAUUCUUUGCAG